Anoplophora glabripennis (Asian longhorned beetle) is the source of this 5005-nucleotide messenger RNA. RefSeq names its product ATPase family AAA domain-containing protein 2. The record is from RefSeq and is a predicted model, not a curated record. Gene Ontology annotation, molecular function: ATP hydrolysis activity; ATP binding; chromatin binding. The coding region runs from base 228 to 4484 and encodes 1418 amino acids. Gene Ontology annotation, biological process: positive regulation of transcription by RNA polymerase II. The transcript is spliced from 25 exons. Gene Ontology annotation, cellular component: nucleus. Lineage: Eukaryota; Metazoa; Arthropoda; Insecta; Coleoptera; Cerambycidae.
UUGUGAUGUGACCAUUUUUAUUCUGACUUUCUGUGUGGUUUUAUCGAACUUACAAUUUAUAUAAUUCCUUGUAAAUUAUACUGGUUCCAUUGAAUCAAGUGGAAAUAUAUUUUAAUUAAUUUGGUUCUAUAUUUUAAUUUCUGGUACAUACAUACCUACUUAUAUACCCGAGUAUGUACCAUAACCAAAUGUUUGUGCUGCUGUAGAAAAAAGAAUUCAACUGUGUCAUGGUGAACACCCGUCGUAUGGAGUCAAAUGGCUCAACGUCAGGUCCAAGACACCGUACAAGGGGAAGCCUUAGAUUGGUUAAAGUUGAGGUAGCCGAAGAAAGUGGUUCAUCUAGUGUGAAUGAAAGUGAUAGUGAGGAUUUGACUGACAAAGAAUCAUCAUCCAACACCCCAGAAAAAACAAAGGAACCUAUAAAAAAGAAAGUUCCUCUUCCGUCUAGAAAUUUAAGAAGCAAAUUUAGUUUCACAGAAAGGAAAUAUAAUCCUCGUCCAUUAAGAAGUAGUCACAAGCGGUUAGGCUUGAAUGAAAGACAUUCACUGGCCGUAUAUUCAUCCCAUAAAAUGCAUGAUGAUUCGGAUGAUUAUGGAAACGGACAUGAAUCGGAAGAGGAAAUAUAUUCUGUUAGGAGUAGGAGGUCCAGGCAUCUUAUAAAGAUGAACAGAAUUCAAAGGAGAACGGCUUUAUCCCUUAGACCUAUAAGUCAGAAAUGUUACACAGAUCCCCAUUCACCAUUACACUUUAAUUCCGAUUCAGAUGAAGGAGGUGUACGAAGAAGCAAAAGAAAGAAACGGAUGAAUAUGACGUGGCUAGCAGAUAAUCAGAUGCAUAAAGUGGGUUACCCAAAUUUAAAUGCUGGCUAUUCCGAGGAAGAUAGUAGAGAUGCCGCAGAUGCUCACAGGGACAAUAUAGAGAUUUCUCAUCGGGUUACCAGGCGAAGCAACGAUUUGAAAAACACAAAGUAUUUGUACGAUUAUGGGGAAGGAGAGAUAUCGUCAAGACGUCGGAGAAAUGUAUCGGCUUUAGGCAGUAAAAAAGAAAUUAGACCUAGAAGAGAGUCGAACGAUAAAGAGAAUAAAAAGGAUGUCAUUGUAAAUGGUAAAACUAAUGGGAGAUUAAGAAGUUCGAAAACAGAGAGUGAGAUUAAACCCAAAGCUAAUAUAGAUGAAAAUGAAGAUGAGUCUAAUGAAAGCGAAGAUAAAGUUGAGGAAGACAUUGAAGAGCCAGAAGUGAAUGGUGUUGCAAAUGAGAAUGGAGAAAAUGAUAUUAAACAAGAGGAGGAGCACUCGUCAGAUAGCGGUGACGAGAAAGUGGUAUUAGCAUCUUCUAGGCCACGUAGUACAAAAAACAGAAGGAAUAGCAUGUUAAGAAAUACAAAUUUUUCGUCGAGAAAUGGAAGGAAUGGAAAAGUAUUAGAAUCUAGUUCAGAAUCGGAGGAAGAAGGGAGAAAAUAUUCAUUGAGAAAUCGACCACCAAAACCAGCGCCUAAAACCAUGCAAACGUCUGUGUUACGAACACAUGACAUUAGGACAAGACGACAUUUUACGAGGAGGCGUAAAAGAACUGAUUCAACCUCUAGUUCAUCGUCAUCCUCAUCAUCUGAUGUCAGACAUGGGAGCAGCAAGACACCAAAGAAUCCUCAUUCGAAGAAUGAAAAACUGAAAUCAGGAGGUGGGGGAAGUUCCAAAAUAAUUCCAAUAAAGCCAGAAACGCUGGAUUCUUCUGUAAGGUUUAACAGUAUCGGUGGUUUGGAUAGCCAUAUACAAUGCCUUAAGGAAAUGAUAUUGUUGCCCAUGAUGUAUCCUGAAGUUUUCAAACAGUUCCAAGUUCAAGCGCCACGUGGCGUGCUUUUUCAUGGUCCUCCAGGUACUGGGAAAACUUUAAUCGCGAGAGCCUUGGCAAAUGAGUGUAGCUUUGGGAAAAGGAAAGUUUCUUUCUUUUUAAGAAAAGGUGCCGAUUUACUAAGUAAGUGGAUAGGAGAAUCGGAAAAGCAACUGCGUCUCUUAUUUGAACAGGCUGCACAAAUGAAACCGUCAAUAAUUUUUUUCGAUGAAUUAGACGGUCUGGCCCCGGUGAGAUCGUCCAGGCAAGACCAAGUCCAUGCCAGUAUCGUUUCGACCCUCUUGGCCCUCAUGGAUGGCCUAGACGAUAGGGGAGAGGUCAUAGUGAUUGGUGCGACUAAUCGUAUCGAUGCUAUCGACCCCGCACUGAGGAGACCUGGUAGAUUCGAUCGUGAAUUAUUCUUUCCAUUGCCUUCUAUAAGGGAACGAGAAGAAAUUUUAAGUGUACAUGUAUCUCUGUGGGCCAAUCCGCCUAGUAAACAGAUGUUGAGUUAUUUGGCAGAAAAUACGGUUGGAUAUUGUGGGUCGGAUCUAAGGGCGUUGUGCUCCGAAGCGGUUAUUCAGAGUUUCAGGAGAAAUUAUCCUCAGGUGUAUAAUUCCGAAUUCAAGCUGCUUUUAGAUCCAGAAAAUGUGAAGGUAGAAAAAGUUGACUUUCUAAGAGCCAAAUCUCUCCUCGUACCUGCUACACAUAGAAUUUCUCAAGGAUUAGGAAGAAAGCUGUUACCAAUUCUAGAACCUAUCUUACAGAGACCUCUAGAAUCAACCUUCUCUAUUCUGGAGCAGACAUUUCCCCAUGGCUUAAAUGCUACAUUAGCAAAGGUGAAGUUGUCUCCCAACGUGAGACCUGCUCAGUUACUCAUAACUGGGGACGGACCGGAACAUGGCCAGACUUUACAUCUUGCUCCAGCAAUUUUAUUUAGAAUGGAGCACAUACAUUCUUAUCUUUUAGAUCUACCUAUGCUUUUUCGGGAAACGGGUCGCUCGCCGGAAGAGGCAUGUAUUCAGGUUUUUAACGAAGCAAGACGAAAUGUCCCCAGUAUAGUGUACAUUCCCAGCAUAGAUCAGUGGUGGGAACUAGUCGCGGAAACCGUUAGAGCCAUUUUAAUAGCGCAACUGCAACAGCUUGAUCCAAACAUACCCAUCCUGUUUUUAGCUACCGCAGAUAGAUUAUAUAAGGAUUUGCCCAGUGAAUUACGGGACAUAUUUUCUCAUUACCGAAAUGAGGUCAUGGAAGUUGAGCCACCAAACUGUGAAAUUAGAAGGUUUUUCUACAAACCCCUCAUAAUAGAUUCAAGCUUGAGAUUGCCAAGGCAGCCACGAGAGAGGCCUAAAACUCCGCCACCCCUUCUCAGGGCGCCUACACCACCCCCUCCUCCACUGAACGAGGAAGAGUGUAGGAAGUUAUACGACAAGGAGGAGCACACUUUGAGGGAGCUCAGGAUAUUCUUGAGGGAUAUGUGCAAGAAACUCGCUAGUAAUAAAUUGUUUUUCAUGUUUACCAAACCCGUCGACACCGAAGAAGUACCAGAUUAUACAACCAUAAUAAAACAACCGAUGGAUUUGGAAACCAUGAUGACCAAAGUUGAUUUUCAUCGAUAUGAAUGUGCCAAAGACUUCCUCAAUGAUAUCGAACUGAUAUGCCAAAACGCUCUAGAAUACAACCCCGCUAGAACAUCUGCCGAUAAACAGAUUAGACAUCGAGCUUGCUCCCUUCGCGAUUAUGCGUACACCUUAAUAAAAACUGAAAUGGAUACGGAUUUUGAGGAGAAAUGUCAGGAGAUUUCGAAAAAACGUAAAGAAAGGAAACAUUGUCGCACAAAGUACUUACCUCCAUAUAUAAACACUCCUGAAAUGAAACUUUUAGAUGCAGCUUUAAUCGAUGGGGCAGAUAAACCACCAUCUUCAGUGGAAACUUUGGAGACUGUUCCGAAAGAGGAUAAACCGGAAGAAAAGCAGAUGGUCGAUAAACACGACGGCGGGAAGAGUCCGCAGAGGAAGCGAAAAAGAUUUAGUUGGCAGAAGGGAUAUUUAAUGAAGAAGAGAAAAAGGAGACUUCUGGAUAUAUCACAGUCUCAUACCGAAGAAAAAGCAUCUUCCGAUGAUUCCAAAGAAAAUGAAAUGGAGGUAUCCCCCGAGCAAACCUUAAAUAGUAGUGAUAUUACAACCGAACCUCAGCAGGAAGGAAGCAGGAGGACUUCCGAGACUACUGCUCCGCUCACCAUUAACUGUGAUACACAACCCCAAAAGAUGGAUCAUAUUCUAUUACAGUCCCCAAAGAGGAGAUUGAGUGAUCUACUGAGUCCUUCGGAAUUAUUAGAUAAUCCUUUAGAUUUCGAUGAUGUUGAUCAAGCUCUAAAUGAAACAGUUUCAGAAGUUUCGAAAACCAAAGCAAUCGAAUGCUCACAGCCGGAGUUAGAAAGAGUGUUGGAACAAACUGUCAAAUUGACGGAAGGGUAUUCAUUGGUGCCGCUGCUUGAUUUGCAUAACCAACUCAGUAGGAUAAUUAAACGGUAUUCAAGGACCCACAUCAGAACUACAUUGCCAAAGGAAUUAACACAAGAACUGUCAAGAUUUAGGAAGCAAAGGGGAUUAGAGCCUCCCGCGAUUCAGUCGGCUCAGAUUUCUAAUCUUGGUUGAACCACUAUACCUUUUGCAAAAUAAUUUUAGUUUUAUUUGUAUUUAUUAUUAUUUAUAUAGCAGUAUUUUUUUAUAAGGAUAGCAGAUGGGUGAUCUGCGCUAACAUUACUUAAUUUAUUUUAGUGUAAUUUCAUUUAAUUUUUAAUAAAAUUUUAUUUUAUAUUUAUAAUUACCAAAGAUUUUAUGUACGAUGUGGUAAAUUUUGCCAUUGGAGGUUGUGCGUAGAUCUUGAUUUGCGAAGAUCAAAUUUAAACCAAAAUUUAUAAUGAUUAAAAACGAAAAGAAAAAUGCUUAAGCGAAUCUUGAAUAAAAUUUUAAUGCUUUGUUUUUAUGGUAUUUGAACUACGUUACUUAUUCGAUCAAAAAAAUAGGCUAACCAUGAAUCUACAAUACUUAAAAGUAUGUUUUUUAUGGGAAAAUUUUUGUUCAAAUUUAACUUCUAUUAGAAUUUUUGAGGUAUACGCCAGGAAAAUAAGCUGGGAAAUGACCAUCGCGACUUUUUGUUUUGGCAAGCUAAAUUU